Acytostelium subglobosum LB1 is the source of this 3609-nucleotide messenger RNA. RefSeq lists its product as hypothetical. The annotation marks the transcript as partial. Lineage: Eukaryota; Evosea; Eumycetozoa; Acytosteliales; Acytosteliaceae. The record is from RefSeq and is a predicted model, not a curated record. The transcript has 6 exons. Gene Ontology annotation, molecular function: guanyl-nucleotide exchange factor activity; protein binding.
CUUAAAGAAAUGGCAUCAAUAGUAUUUGAUAACAGCCUUUCAGGACAGGUCAACCAGUUCUUGGGCGAUGUGGACGAUUUGCUAACCAUCAAGACUGGUUCGCCCGCAGAGAAGUUGAUCAACUUGUUGCAGUGUGAUGAGAAGCCUGUGCGUGAGAACGCAAUGGCCUUGUUGGCAUUCGCCAACCAAGCAGCCACCAACAAGGAUGCCUCACGUGAGGCCGGCCUCAUCCCUGUCUUCCUUCGUUACAUCACCCCUGCCACCCUUGUCGAGUCCGCGCCAAUGGUCAAGCACGCAGUGAUGGGUCUAAUGUUCCUUGGUAAUCACUCUGAUGUCAACAAAGAAGCUAUUGCAUCUGUUGGUGGCGCAGACUCAACUUUUGAGUUGAUACGUGAGUUGUUGCCAGCGAUGGCAACACCACCAGCAGGCGCCAAGAGGGAUGAUGUGCAGCAGUCACUGUCACACUCACUCAAUCUUGUAAUCAUAUUGGCAUCGUUGGCAUCCAUCAGAGAAAAGAUUGGAUCCGUCCAGAACUUCCUCGUACUCAACAGUCUGCUUGGCUUCGAGGAUGCCAACCAAGAGUUGCAAAUCCAGAUCCAAGAAAAGUCACUAUCCUGCGUCAACAACAUCUGUCUGCACAAGGAGAACAAGGAUCACGCCAGAGUUGCUGGAACUAUCGAGGCAGUACUUAAGCUGUUCCACUCAAAGAAGGCAACUAUUGUGGACAGCGCUGUUAGAAUGAUUUACAACAUGACCAUUGUGGAUGCCAAUCGUGAGGCACUCCGUCAAUGCAAGGGACUCGAGGCACUCGUCUCCAUCCUCAACCAACAAGAUGCCAUCAAGCUCAUUGUACUCAAGGCCAUCUCAAACAUGGCUGUCGACAGACAAACUAUUGAAUAUAUGAUCAAGAACAAGGAGGCAGUGUUCGACCCAAUCCUUGCCAUGUUCCCAUUCGCCAGUGGAGCUGAGGGUGUGUUUGAUCAGGUGUUGUCCAUCGUCCAGAACCUCGUGUCUGAGGAUAACUUCAUUGAGGAUGUCUCAAAGAUGGGCAUUCUCGAGAAGAUUGUCCAGUCCAUCAAGGGCAUGCCACUCACCAACACUGCCCAGCAAUCCGUCCUCUUCAAGUCUGCUUGUAUUAUAUCCGCUUUGGUAACAAUUGAGGACGUUCAACAGGGUGCAGUUGAGAGUGGAGUCGUGGCUAUACUGAUUGACUUGCUCAAGUAUCAACCAGCUGAUAUUAGACGUGAGGCUGCACGUUCAUUGGCCAACGCCACACCAUACUAUGAUGAUGUUCGUGGUGAGGUUGGCAAGCUGGGCGGUGUUGAGCUCUGUCUCGACUUGCUCCUCACCUCUGACAAGGAGCUCACCAAGCAGGCAGCACGUGCCCUCGUCAAUCUUGCACGUAACACUCACAACGAAGAGAAGUUGUUUGAGGCCAAGGGUAUUGAGCACGCCAUCCGUCUGAUCAACUUGCCAGAGAAGGACUUGAAGAUGCUCGGCACCAAGCUGCUGGUGAACCUGUCUCUCAAUGAGAAGGCUCGUAUCUCAUUCUGUCAGAAGGGUGGACUGUCCAUUGUGCAGACCCUAUUGACCUCGCCCGACCAGGAGUUGCAACUUCAGGGCACCAAGAUCAUCACCAACUUGGCCAUCAGUGGUAGAAACCGUAAGCUGAUGAACGAGAAUGUUCCAGAGCUCCUGCCAGCCGUCAAGGCCCUGCUCAACUCUUCAUCCGCCGAGAUCAAGACUCAAGCCGACGUUGCCAUCAACAACAUAUCCUUCCCAUAUGAGAAGAGCUAUGAGGGACUGGACUUUGGUCUGGAGGAGCAGUUCCCAACAUUCAUGACCCCAACUCAGUAUGAGCAGGAUGAGGAUGAUGAGGAUGAGGACAAGGAGGAGGCCCAGAAGAUGAGAAUGUUGGAGGAGGAGGAGUUGCGCCAGGCUGCCGAGACAGAGAUUAUUGAGAGGAAGAAGAUCAUGGAGGAGGAGAUGAAGAGGAUCGAGACCAGAAGAAAGCAGGAGGAGGAGAAGCGCAAGCAGGACGAGGAGGAGGCCCGCAAGAAGAGAGAGGACGCCGAGAAGGCCAGACAGUUGGCCGAAGAGAUGGAGCGUCUCAGAAUCGAGGCCGAGGAGAAGCGCAAGCAGGACGAAGAGGAGGCCCGCCACCAGGCCGCCCUUCAGGAGGCCGAGCGUCUCAAGAAGUUGUCCGACCAGCAGGCCGCCGCCGAGCGUGCCGUCGCCGAGAAGCAGGCUGCCGAACUUGCCGCCCGUCUCAAGCUCGAGGAGGAGGAGCGCAAGAGAUUGCUGGAGGAGGAGCGUGCUCGCAAGGAAGAGGAUGAGCGCAAGAGACGCGAGGCUGUCGCCGCCGCCGAGAAGCAACGCUUGUUGGACGAGGAGCGUGAACGCAAGGAGCGUGAGGAGGCCGAGACACGUCGUCGCCAGGAGGAAGAGGAGUCUCUCAAGAGGAUGCAACAGGAGAUCAAGGCCCGUGAGGAAGAGAUCAAGAGAAAGAAGGAGGAGGAGGAAGCCAGAAGAAAGCGCGAGGAGGAGGCCAAGCGUCUGCAGGAGGCUCAGGACAAGGCGUCACAGGAGGCUGCCAAGGCUGCUCAAGAGGCUGCCCGUGCCCAGAAGAGGACACACAUCGUCCAGGAGAUCAUGCACGUCGAGGCCAACUACGUGCGCAACCUCGGUCUGAUCGUCAAGAAAUUCCUCAACCCUCUGGCAUCGGCUGGUGCAUCCAAGCGCCCAAUCAUCACACAGGACAAGAUCAAGUCGAUCUUCUCGAUCGUGGAGAUCAUCCACAACUUCAACAGCAUGCUGUCGGACGGUCUUCAGUCACGUGUCAAGCGUUGGCUCGCCGACAACAAGAAGGACGUGCUGAUCAUUGGAGACAUCUUCAUCAAGACCACCGACUUCAUGACUGUGUACUCGACCUACAUCAACAACUACAAUCACUCGAUCAAGACACUCAACGAGCAGAAGAAGACCAACUUGCCAUUUGCCCAGUUCAUCAAGAAGGUCGAGGCCGACCCCGAGCUGCGCGACCAGGAGCUCGAGAACCUGCUGAUCAACCCCGUGCAGCAGCUGCCACGUUACGUCAUGUUGCUUUCUGACCUGAUCAAGAACACCAACGAGGACCACCCAGACCACAAGUCGCUCGUCGAGGCCCUCGAGAAGAUCCGUCACAUCACCUCCUACGUCAACGAGCGUAAGCGUGAUGCUGAGGACGCCAUGACCAUGGUGAACAUCCACCAGAACCUGCGCGGCAAGGUGCCACGCGACUUCUUGGCGCCACACCGCAAGUUUGUCAAAGAGGGCAACAUCCAGUUUGGCUCAGCCAGUGGCUCUUUCAAGGACAAGGACCCAGUAGUGUUCCUCUUUUCGGACAUGCUGAUGAUGACCAUCAAGCAUCCAAACAAGCCCAACGAGUACAAGUUCCGCUACUCGGUGGACCUCACACACAGCACCGCCAUCGAGGACUUCCCUCGCAUCAACAACGGUUUCAUCGUCAAGGCUUCGCAGUGGUGGAUGUUCUCCUGUCCCACCCCAGCCGACAAGGCUCAAUGGGUUGAGACUCUCACCAAGGUCAUCCAGGCACUUCCAAAGAAGUAA